Molecule: messenger RNA, 484 nt
Organism: Polyodon spathula (Mississippi paddlefish)
Lineage: Eukaryota; Metazoa; Chordata; Actinopteri; Acipenseriformes; Polyodontidae
Product: trypsin inhibitor ClTI-1-like
Exons: 4
Coding region: 149-400 (83 amino acids)
Molecular function (GO): protein binding; serine-type endopeptidase inhibitor activity
Source: RefSeq, a predicted model, not a curated record
AACAAAACACAACUCGCUGCUUACACCAGAGGGCACUACUGAGCUCUCAAACAGAAAGUUGAAAGAGGGAGAGGGAGAGGAAGUUAGUUGCGCAGGAACACAGGUAUAGAGUCCACACACACACAUAUCACUCGCUACGUGAGCAGCUAUGAAGACCACUUGCCUUCUUCUCACCCUGGCCCUGCUCUGCCUUUCUGAAUUGAGUUUGGCUGAACAACCUUCUGGCCAACCAAAGGAGCCUAACUGUGCGCAGUACGCAGAUGCUAUGUGUCCCAGGGACUACAAUCCGGUGUGCGGGGCCAAUGGCCAGACUUACGCCAAUGAGUGCGUACUGUGCAUGGAAAACAGGAUGAAAAACGUGCACAUCCAGAUCCGGGGUUACGGGGAGUGCCUGGAAUGAUCCAGGACUGCGAGGAGCCCCGCAGCCUCUUCAUCAAAACAGUCCACUCAUUUCUGAGAGGACACAAUAAACGUUUCAGCAUUC